This is a messenger RNA of Spinacia oleracea (spinach), 1480 nucleotides long. RefSeq lists its product as uncharacterized. Bases 64 to 1149 code for a protein of 361 amino acids. NCBI's taxonomy places the organism in Eukaryota, Viridiplantae, Streptophyta, Magnoliopsida, Caryophyllales, Amaranthaceae. Gene Ontology annotation, molecular function: RNA binding. The record is from RefSeq and is a predicted model, not a curated record. The transcript is spliced from 3 exons. Gene Ontology annotation, biological process: regulation of DNA-templated transcription.
CACAUUAACCGUUCAAUUUGCAAUUUAGAGAGAAAAAAAAGUCGGGGUUUAGAGGGAGAAAAUAUGGGGUCUCGAGAUGAGUCGGCGCCACACCAACCCCUUUUAAGCAGCCUUGUCGUUCGGCCAUCCGAUAGCGGCGGUGGCGGUGGCGGCGGCAGCGAUUACGAGCCAGGAGAAGUUCGCCGUGACGCUCCUCCUUAUUCUCGCCCCGAUCGUUAUCCUGAUGAAGGGUAUAGAACACGGGCGGUUUCUGGUUCUCCUGUGCGUCGUAGAGAUGUGGAUCGUAGAUAUAGUCCUGCACCCAUUGAUCGUUUGGAUGGUCCACCUCGGCAUCGUGGAUUUGGGGGUGGCAGAGAGAAUUUGAGGUCUCCUGGUCGCUACCGUGACUUUUCGCCCCCUCAUGCUCGAGGAAGGGGUGGUCGUUCAUUUGGAAGAGGAUUCGAUGGUCCUGGUCAUGGUCCUGGAGCAGUCAGAGGUGAGGGAAAUCAGGGAAUGCAUAAGAACAACCCUAAUGUGCGUCCGAGAGAAGGGGAUUGGUACUGCACAGAUGCAGCGUGUGGAAACUUAAACUUCGCUAGACGGGAGUACUGCAACAACUGUAAAAGGCCCCGUUAUGCUCCUCCUGGAAGUCCCCGGAGGGGAUAUGCUGGCCCUCCACCCCCUAUGGGACCCCCACGGCGCUUCCCAGGCCCACCAAUGGAUCGUUCACCAGGCAGGUUUGGUAAUGGAUACAGAUCUUCGCCUCCACGCGGGUGGCCUAGAGAUGGGCCGAGGGACUUUGGACCUGGUGGUCCACCUCCAAGACACGAAGGCAGGUUUCCUGACCAUCACCUUCGUAGGGAUCGGUUAGACUACCCUGAUGAAGAUUUCAGGGACCGUGGCAAGUUUGACAGGCCACCACCACCAGAAUGGGGCCCACGUGACCAUGCACGAGAUGGCUUUUUGGACAGGAAAGGGUAUGAGAGGCGACCGUUAUCUCCUCUUGCACCUCCACCACCACCUCGAGGGCGAUGGGCUGAUCGUGAUAUGAGAGAGAGGAGCCGCUCCCCCAUGAGGGGUGGGCCACCACCCCGUAGGGACCCUUACAUGGAAAGGGGAAGGGAAGACAGACGUGGGGUUGGCCGAGACCGGAUUGGCAAUGUGUAUUAGAAUUUAGAAAUAGACAAGACUUGGCGCCUUUAGCUGUAUUAGCUGUUAUAAUAGAUUCGGUUUCUGGUUUUUGAGUAGAAAUUGUGAGAUAUGAGUCUGUUCCUGUUACCUCUGUUUUACCAGGAUCUAGUGUGUGUGGUACAGUUGCAGCUUCAUUUUAAUAGUUGGGUUUAGUUACUACAUUCAUCAGCUGCUGCAUUCAGAUUUUGUUAUUUUCAUUGAGGUUAAGUUGCUGCAUUUGGAUGAAUACCCAAGUAUAUUUUGAUCGAAGCUGAAUAUUGUCUAUGUGAACAUACAUGUGAAUUACGUGAGUUUCUUAGUUUGUUGUGGA